Molecule: messenger RNA, 1080 nt
Organism: Diaporthe amygdali
Lineage: Eukaryota; Fungi; Ascomycota; Sordariomycetes; Diaporthales; Diaporthaceae
Exons: 2
Coding region: 1-1080 (359 amino acids)
Source: RefSeq, a predicted model, not a curated record
AUGACGACUUUCCCAAUUAUUAAUUACCAGCAAAGAGCUGUUCUCUCCUCGGCCAUAAUUUUCAGCGUCAUACCUGCAGCCGCAGUACUUCUUCGUGUCCUCGCCCGCCGCAUCUCAUCGCGAUCCUUGAACUUGACCGACUACUGCGCUAUCAUUGCUGCAGCCUUGACAAUAGCCCUUGAAGCUAUUAGUAUCACAGCCGUGUUCCACGGUGGUUUAGCAUAUGGGCAUGCCUCAGAGAUCGUGACGCAAUUCGGCAGCGAGCCAGUUGCCAUACUGCUCAAGCUCACUAUUCCGCUGCAGUUCCUAUGGACAUUGAGUCUCGCUUUCUCUAAGACUUCUAUUUUGCUCCUGUACUCUCAGCUGUUCAAGGCAGAAUAUCACAUUCUUAUCACAGCGAGAGCCGCCAUGGCAAUUACUGUGGCGUGGGCAGCCGGCACAAUUCUGGCUGGGUGCUUAAUAUGCCAGCCUUUUUCGAUGAAUUGGAAGACGAUCCCUAAUGGUCACUGUGGAGAUCAAGUCCUUUCGUUCAUAAUUACUGGAACGAUCAACCUUGCAACGGAUGUUGCUAUCGUCAUUUUGCCCCUACCGGCGCUGUACAAGUUGCGCAUGGGCAUAUACAAGAAGCUGGCAUUAGUUGCCAUAUUCAGCUUGGGCUUCCUCACUUGCAUCACUAGUGCCAUCCGCCUGGUCUGCCUCACGCAGAUGGAUUUCACGGACAUUCCAUACAGCAUGACCCUAGCCAACAUCUUCAGUGGCCUCGAGCCUAGCAUGGCUGUCACUCUAGCUUGCAUUCCUCUUUUUCGACCACUGAUCGGGCGUUGCAAAUACAGAAACGGAAUCGAUCGUGGGUUCAGGACUUCUGGGAGAGAGCAGUUCCAGCCUCUUGGCGACGAAAGUGGCGGCGAUCAACUUCGACUUCGUCCGCUGGGACUCAAGCAUCCGGCCGAGGUUUCAGCCGUCUCGGUAGAUAAAGGGGCUAGUCAUGAGAGCAGAGAUGGCAGUAGUUUCGAGGCCAAGGACGACAGCAGACAGACACCAGGGAUCAUGGUCAGCAGGGAGUGGGAGGUGACAAGAUGA